ACGCGCCCGUUUGCAGUACUAAUACAAUGAUUGUGAUUGGCGCUUCGCUAGAGGAGGCGGUGCCUAUACCUUGCCGUGUUAAUUCCGACCCACCGGAAAUUGAUUUUGAAUGGACUUUUUCAACGAGCGGCGAACACUUUGAAGUACCAUCAGGCCAUUAUGCGACGAUACAGGAAGCCACGACCACCGGUGACGUACAUCGUACUAUAAUCGAAGCGAACGAUACACACUUUGAGACUUAUGUAGAAACCGUAAGCGAAUUGAUAUACACUCCAAAGGGGGAACGAGACUAUGGCACACUGGCAUGCUGGGGCCAAAAUUCAAUUGGCAAACAAUCAGAGCCGUGUUUGUUUCAAGUAGUGCCAGCCGCUAAGCCUGGCGCGUUGCGCAACUGUACGUUGCGUCCAUAUGUGGUGACCUCCGCCUCGCUAAACUCAUCGAAUCAGACAACAAUGCAUGGCAAUCAGAUGGUGCCGGCACAAUAUGGCCGACACGAAUCAAAUUUUCCGCAUAUGGAGUAUGUACGUGAGCGUAAUAAUAACAAUAGCAACAACAAUAAGAAUGGCAAUAAAAUUCACAAUAGCGAUGGCAGUGGCAACAACAAAGCGAGUAGCACUAGCAAAACCAAUAAUAAAAUAAGCAGCAUUCUUAAUAAGCAACAGCAACAGCAACAGCGAAAAAAUAAUGCAAAUACAUUGAUUGGUCAGCAGCAACAGAAAUUGCAUCACCAACAACAAAAACAUCGGCCGCCACAAGUGAACGAACAACAACAGCGACAACAACUGCAACGCCUGAAAGAACGUACAUCAUUUACGCCAUCUCAGACACUGGCGGCAAUCAAGAGACAACAACAGCAACAACAACAGCUGCAACGACAGCAGCAGCAACAAAAACAUAACAAGGAAACAUCAUCAUCAUCAGCAGCAGCAGCAGCUGUCGCAGCUGAAGCGUCCGCAGUAGCUGGAGCUGACAUUAACAAAAAAUUGCUAGCAGCUGCAACGCGUAAGCCAGCGACUUUGCAGGGUACAGAUGCCGCAGGCAACUUAGCAACGAUGGCGUAUAUCAAUAACAAAACUGAUGGAUUACCCACGAAGAUGCGAGUGGACAGCAAACAUCGAGUGAAACGUGCUGCUGAUGAGCAUGCAACAACAGCUAAACAGCACAACAAGAACACCAGUUCGAAGCAUAAGCAAAAGAAGAAGAUUCACAAAGAGACUGCGUCAGUGAAGGAGCUACAGCUACAGCAUUCAAGAAAGCUAACUUCAAAGCAGACGCAGAAGAUGAAGAUGAAUGUGAGCAACAAAAGGCAAAAAUCAAAUUUAUCACUGCCAACAGUUGGUGAUGAGGCUGCGGCUGUCGUCGGCAAUGGCAGAAAUGUGCAGGCCAACAACAAGGGUAACAACAAGCAAACGCCAGCGACGAAAUACUACAAUUGGCGGCGAAAAAAUACGCACAAACGUGAGGUGGCACCAGUGAUGAGCGAAGUAAUCCAUCAUUCAACGGUAAUGGCAACGGCAAUGCCAACAGCAACAGCUAUAUCAAAGGAAACGGAAAAGGAAGCCAACGAAGUAUCAGUGGAUGAUGAAGCAGCUAAAGUUCACGAAGAAUUGCGACUUACCAAGAGAGAAGCAGGUAGUAUAGUGGCAAAUGAGUAUGAGCAACAUGCAACUUACAAAGGAGAAAUAAGCGCAGAUUUAGCGCCAGUAAAAGUGUUUGAAACAGCUGCAACCAACGACAACAACACAAUCACACUCAGCAGCAGCACUUUCGGCCCACCAAUUGGCAAUUUCAUCAACUCAAAGGCGAAUAAUCAAACACACCAACAAAAUGUGCAACAGCGCUCACAAAUAGAGCUUCAGCAUGAAUCAGCGCCGCCGCUCAUUGCCACUGAUGAUAUAGCAGCGUCCGCCACAAGCUCUAUUGAUAAGGUGCGUAUACGCAAAUCUUUGACGGCCAAAAAUGUUGGCGCAACUGCUCGUGUUAGCAGUAGUAGUAGUAGCAUUAAUGCUGACGGCAAAAGCGAACACCAUUUCUCGCAGUACAGCAAAGUUAGCCAUCACGAUAACAAUUUUACCCAAAACUUCAACAAAGUCAACAAUAACAAUGCAACACCCAGCGCACCAACUAGCGCGCUUCAAAUAAGCAAUCACGCAGUUGCAUUUCAUCAUCAAAAGCAACAACAAUAUGAACAAGGACAGCAACGCACAACAAAUGGUAAUCGCGGCAUCGAUGUUAUUGGCAUGCAACGCGCAAUUAAUGAUCUAGCCUCCAGCUCAGAUGAAAGUGACAGAGCAGCAGAAAUUUUUGGUAACAAAUUUGCUUAUGAAGAUGACGGUGAUGAGAUUGACAUGCCAGCCGAUGAAGUGGCUGUUGGCGCUGAUGGCAUGGAUAAAGAGUCGGACGGCGAAGUGGAUGUUAACACCGCUGAAGCUGGCGCUGGUGUUGAAGCUGAUAUUGAUGCAGACGAGACCGGCGAUGGCGAGGAUGCGGAGCUAAAUAGCUUCAUUGAGGUGGAUGAGGAGCUAUCACCACCCACUCUGAGCGCCCUACGGAGUGAGUUUCGUUUGCCGUCAGCCGAUAUAGCAGAUGCGGCAGAUGGGCCACAUUUCGAUUACUCACGCAUGGAAUAUAGUUUUAGUAAUGGCAUUGCUACGCACAGUCUGGUCGGCAGCAAUGGUAAUGGGCACGGUCUUGGUCUGGAUGGCAUUAGCAAUGGCAACGGUAUCGGUGGGGGUGGGGGAGGUGGUACUAUCAACCUGGAAAAUUACGAUAACAUUGUUUACUCAACGAUGGAAUUGGAAUGCAUGCCGGGCUAUGAUGGUGGUUUGCAGCAGCAGUUCUUCCUGGAGGCAUACGAUUCGAAGACGAAGAAACUGCGAUUAAAUACGACGAGCACAUAUGCGGAUAUACCCAUAUUUCGUAUCGAUUUGAGUGAUCUAACUUCCAUGGAUUACUAUCCCGAUGCCAAUCCAGCCCUGCAUCUGGUAGUAUACAGCGCUAAUCAGAAAGGUCGUUCCGAACCAAUCGUUUUAGAAAAUAUUCCGAUAAAUGAAGCUGAAAAACGACAAG
Rhagoletis pomonella (apple maggot) is the source of this 3069-nucleotide messenger RNA. RefSeq names its product probable WRKY transcription factor protein 1. The record is from RefSeq and is a predicted model, not a curated record. Lineage: Eukaryota; Metazoa; Arthropoda; Insecta; Diptera; Tephritidae.